AUGCGGCUGUCAACUGGCCACGGGCGCUCCUCGCGCCUUGGCCAGCGACAUGGCACCGUUUUCUCGUUUCUCACAGCUCUCGUGCCCAUGAUGGCGCACGCAGCCGAUCUCGUACGCGCACCGCCAGCGAAUCUCGACUUUUCCGACCUCGGCCAGAUUGGUAUCGCGGGUGAUUUUGGCGGCAUUUCUCUCUACCAAUUCGUUGGACAGGGCGGCCAGACUCGCAGCGCCAACGGAAGCGAGUUUCUCCUCUCGGAGCUGCCAAACGGGGCACUAUCACCAGCCAUUCAGACAGAUGCUGCCAUUCGGGCCAUGUGCCUCUACAAUGGUACUUCUAGCAAAACAAACAGCCUCAUCAUCGGUGGUAACUUUACUUCUUUGGGCGGCAGCCAAUCCAAGGCUAUUGGAAUUUACGACAUUGACGCCGGCAAGGUCACCACCCUCGACGGUCUUGAGGGCGAGGUGAAUGCCAUUCUUUGCGACGGUGCCACCGAUACCGUCUACAUUGGUGGUAAUUUCAAGAGUGGCAACUCGACAAACGCCAUUUCAUGGAAUGGCAAGGAUGGAUUCAAAAACCUGCCCUUUGUCGGAUUUAACGGACCUGUCAAAGCCAUUACUAAACUGGACAACGGCCAUAUCCUUUUCGGUGGAAGCUUCACUGGUCUCGGCAAUUACAAUAGCACACCUGGCAACUCAAGCGACACCCAGAGUAUCAACCUGGGGACUGCCAAAAUCAACGCUGUGGGAAGCUCUUCCAGAGAUGGCUUCAGCGAUCCGGCCAACGUUGCUUGCUCCAGUGGAUCUGACGCCCAAGGCAGUACCUGGCUUCUCCAAGACGCCACUCCUGGAUACUGGGAAGCUCAGUUCGGCUUCGGCUUCGAGCCCACCAAGAUCCGCCUUUGGAACACACGCGUUGAAAACCAUGGAACCAAGACCUUUAACAUCCAGUCGUUCCCCAAUGGCCUGACAAACAUCAUGAACAUGACCUACGUCGACCCAGAUACCGGCAACAACGCCACCUGUGACCGUCUUUGCCCUCUCAGCAACAACCCCAAGGUCCAGUUUCAAGAUUUCUAUUUUGUCAACGUUGUUGGCAUGAACAAGCUCCGCAUCGAUAUUUUGGAUUGGUGGGGCAGUGGCGCUGGUCUUGCAGGCGUCCAGGUUUUCGAGGACAACAUAUUUUCCUACGCGAUCAACGAAUUCAACGAGCCCAAGUGCCGUACCGACUCCGGCUCCGUGUCAUCCGCCUCUACUACUGGACCAUGGGAAAGGUCGCCGGCUCUCCAAAGCAACGCGGAAUAUCUCACCGCCAGAAUCCAGGUCAAUGACGGCCGUGCAGGCUCAAACGCAUCUGUCACCUUUUACCCCAAUAUUCCGCGGACCGGCAAUUACUCCAUCAACCUAUAUACGCCUGGUUGUGUGGCCGAUGGUACAUGUGCCAACCGUGGCCGAGUCUAUGUUUCCGGCUCCAUGUCCAGCACCACAGCCCAGCCCGAUUUCGAGACACAGCUGUUUCAGACCAACAACUUUGACAAAUACGACCAGAUCUACUUUGGCUAUGUGGAAAGAACUUCUGACAAAUUCCAACCCAGUGUUACCCUUAGUCCCACGAAAGAUCAGACGGUUCAAGACCUCGUUGUCGUCGCUCAACAGGUUGGCUUCACUCUCAUCAACUCCGUCGGCGGUUUAAACGGUCUCUUCGACUUUGACCCCAACGGCCCCCUCCCCGAUGAGAGAAGUCUCGAUAGCUCUUCCAUCAACAAGCUCGGCUACAGCUUCGCCAAGAUGUCCGGUGUCAAAGCUCUCACCACUACAUCGGACACCACUUACAUUGCUGGCAACUUUAGUUCAAAGAACCACAGGAACAUUGUGGCCAUCUCUAGCAAGGGUGGUGAAGCCAAGAAUCUAGACGGUGGUCUCAACGGUCAAGUUAUGGGCCUGCAUGCUGAAAACAGCAAGCUAUACGUCGGCGGAUCCUUUUCGAAUACUCUCUCCAACGACACCAAGGGCAUCAACAAUGUCGCAGCCUACGACCCUGAUAGCGACACCUGGUCUCCUCUCGGGGCUGGUCUCGACGGAUCUGUCGCCUACGUUGUUCCUCUCCGUGUCAAUACCACCGAGGGCAAGCCGGAGACAGUGGUCGCGUUUACAGGCUCGUUUACUCACUCUAAUGGCUACGACAGUGUCCCAUCGGCCCAGGUUGACGGCUUUGCUAUAUGGGUACCUUCACAGAGCAUCUGGCUGCAUAACUCGGAACAUGAUGUCCCAAGCUAUAGCGGCAUGCUGACUGCCUCGCACCUUGACCUCGACGGCAGUAACUCUCUUCUUGCCGGCUCUCUCGACGUAUCCACGCUCGCAGUUGAUGGCGUUGCCAGUCUGUCAGUCUCUGGCCUUGGAAAAUUCCCGGUCAAGAUUGAUGCCAAGACACCCACACCGAGCAAGCGACGACGAAGCGUUAUGCAAGGCGGCGAUGUGGCCGGCGUUGCCACUGGAGCCUUUUAUGAGAAUGACGAUGAAAGCCUCACCAUCAUGGCCGGCCACUUUACUACUGCAGGAGCUAGCAACGAUUCAGCCAUCCACAACUUGGUCUUUGUUGAUGCUAAGAACGACAACAAGACAAGUGGCCUCUCCGAAGGCAUUGAUGAUGAUUCAUCGUUCUUUGCGGUCGAUCUUUGGAAGAACAUUCUCUUUGCUGGUGGCCAGGUUACUGGCACAGUCAAUGGAAUGGAAGCCCAUGGCAUCAUUGGAUGGGAUCUGGACAGUAAAAAGUUUUCUCAUCAGCCCGCUGGCCUGACGGGCGGUGAUGGUGUUGUUACUUCCAUUGCCGUUCGACCUAGCGGUGGCGAUCAGGUAUUUGUCGGCGGUUCCUUCGAGAAAGCUGGUGCUCUCGACUGCCCUGGUCUCUGCAUCUUCAACGUUGAUGAUGACCAGUGGACUCGACCUGGCACCGUCGUCACUGGCCAUGUCACUGGAUUGCAGUGGGUGAACAGUGAUUCCAUCCUCGUCGCUGGCGACUUGGUCACCAGCUCGAGCGGCUCAAAGCCUCUGGCCUACUACAACACAGUGAAGCAGACGUGGACUGAUUUUUCCAACAUGGACGAGAUUCCUGGUCCUAUCGACGUGCUAGCACCAGCCAGCAUGGACCUCAAGCAGUUCUGGGUUGGCGGGAAAUCCCUCAAAGACAACUCGACCUUCCUGAUGAAAUGGGACGGAAACAAAUGGCGCUCCGUUGAGCAGAAGCUUCCUAACAGUACUGUUCUCCGCAGUGUCCAAUUGUUCCGCCUCACAAAGGAUCAUGACCGCGCCCCUCUGCUCGAUUCGGACCAGGCUCUCAUGAUCACCGGCUCCAUCAACCUGCCUCAGACUGGUCCCGUCUCGGCCUGCCUGUUCAACGGCUCGCACUACCAGGCUUAUGCCUUGACCACAAGCAACAACGAAGGUACCAGCAGCAUCGGCAAAAUCUUUUCGCAAAGGCCCAACAAGAUUGGCCACGAUAGGCACAUGCCGCUAGUCUUUGUCGUGCUCAUUGGUUUGGCCAUUUCGCUGGCGCUCAUUCUGCUCAUGGUAGUCGGUGGUGUCGUUCUAGACCGUCUUCGAAAGAGGCGCGAAGGCUACGUCCGCGCGCCAACCUCGAUGCGUGACCGCGGAAGCGGCAUUCAGCGCGUUCCGCCCAGAGAACUGCUCGAGUCGCUAGGCAGAGUGCGUCCCGGUGGCUCGCCUGCUAUAUAG
This is a messenger RNA of Akanthomyces muscarius, 3729 nucleotides long. RefSeq lists its product as uncharacterized. The record is from RefSeq and is a predicted model, not a curated record. Gene Ontology annotation, cellular component: plasma membrane of growing cell tip. NCBI's taxonomy places the organism in Eukaryota, Fungi, Ascomycota, Sordariomycetes, Hypocreales, Cordycipitaceae. The transcript has a single exon. Gene Ontology annotation, biological process: positive regulation of establishment of bipolar cell polarity regulating cell shape. Bases 1 to 3729 code for a protein of 1242 amino acids.